Petromyzon marinus (sea lamprey) is the source of this 540-nucleotide messenger RNA. The record is from RefSeq and is a predicted model, not a curated record. NCBI's taxonomy places the organism in Eukaryota, Metazoa, Chordata, Hyperoartia, Petromyzontiformes, Petromyzontidae.
UUGCCGGCGAUGGCGGAGAGCCUGGAGGAGGCCGUGCCGUGCGGCUUCUCGCUGCUGCUGCCCGCGCGGCCGCUGGCGAGGCUCUCCGAGUACGCGGCGGUUCCCCAGCGGCUCGCGGCCUUCCACGGCGAGGUGGUGCCGCUGGUGUUCGUCGUGCGCUACGCGGGCCGGCGGCGGCGGCGCCGGCGGGGCGGCGGCGAGCCUCGGGCCGCCGCGGCGGCGGCCGCGGCAGCGGCCGCGGCGGCGGCGGAGGGAAGGGAGUCAAGCGACCCGGUGGGAGGUCCCCUCGGGAGGGACGCGGAGGGUGGCGACGAGGUGACGGUGGACGAUGACGAGGAGAAGGAGGAGAAGGAGGAGAAGGAGGAGGACGAGGAGGAGGAGGACGAGGAGGAGGAGGAGGAGGACGCCGCCCUCCGAGCCGUCUGGAGCCGGAUCUCGCCGGAGCUCCGAGCGUCCGCCGGGGUGACGUCGUCGCGAGCCGACCGGCGGGACGGCACGGGCGGGGGAGGCGGAGGGGCGGCGGAGGAAGACGGCCAAGUG